AUGGACUACAGGGCACCCGAGACCCUGAACAAUGGAGUGGGUGGGCAGCGCCCCGGGCACCGAGUCGUUAGAACUGGCUGCCAACCCCCACCCUAUCUUUGCGGGUGGGGAAGGCGCAGUCCACCUCUCCUCCAACCGACACUGGAGCUCCUGAGACCACUAUGGGGGCUGGAGAGGUCAGGAAGGCAGGGGUGGGGGCUGGGACAGCUGCGUCUCUGCUGGGUUGGGUGCAGACAAACCCCGUUCCUCCUUCAGCAGUGGCAGCGGAGGCAGCAGCAACAGCAGCAGCAGACGGCUUGUGAGUUGCAAGAACAAGCUGCCGCCUCCGGGGCGCUUCGCACUCCUCUCCUCCAGGAUUCGGAGUCCCUCUCUCUGCUGCUGCGGCCGCCGCCACUACCCUGGACCCAUCUCCCGGGUCCCUUCAACCCCGGAGCGAACAGCAUCCUACAGACAGCCCCCCGGACCUCCCCUGGGCGCGAUCUCGUCAGUUUCAAGGGGGGUCAAGGAAAAAAAAAAGACAUCGGAUUUUCUCCCUUCUUUCCUUUUUGGAAUUUGGCUUUAGGCUACCCGUGUCUCCCUUCUCCCUCCCUCCAACACCGAGACCUCCUCCACCCACCCACACAUUUGGAUUUUUUUUUUUUUGGAAAUGGCCCGGGCAGCGGCUCUUGGAAGAGGAACAAGUGUGGGAAAAGAGAGAGGAAACUGGAGCUAAAUGACAGGAUGCAGGCGACUUGAGACACAAAAAGAGAAGC
This is a messenger RNA of Vombatus ursinus (common wombat), 752 nucleotides long. RefSeq lists its product as uncharacterized. Lineage: Eukaryota; Metazoa; Chordata; Mammalia; Diprotodontia; Vombatidae. The record is from RefSeq and is a predicted model, not a curated record. The transcript has 3 exons. The coding region runs from base 1 to 735 and encodes 244 amino acids.